This is a messenger RNA of Onychomys torridus (southern grasshopper mouse), 1588 nucleotides long. It is a transcript of the gene Znf239, whose product is annotated as zinc finger protein 239. Gene Ontology annotation, molecular function: DNA-binding transcription factor activity, RNA polymerase II-specific; RNA polymerase II cis-regulatory region sequence-specific DNA binding. Bases 88 to 795 code for a protein of 235 amino acids. Gene Ontology annotation, biological process: regulation of transcription by RNA polymerase II. The record is from RefSeq and is a predicted model, not a curated record. The transcript has a single exon. Lineage: Eukaryota; Metazoa; Chordata; Mammalia; Rodentia; Cricetidae.
GUCAGCUCAAGAACGCCCCCCCCUUGCUUCAGACCAACUAUACAGAUGUGGUCAGUGUGGUGAGAGCUUCACUCGAACUCAGAACUAAUGCUUCGUCAGAGAGACCACCUGAAAGGGAAAGGCUGCGGGUGUGAGCCUUGUGGGACAGGCUUCACCAGGAGCUUGUCUGCUGUCCAUCAAGCAGUCCACAUGGAUGAGAAACCCUACAAGUGUGACAGGUGUGGGAAGAGCUUCACCAGGAGUUCCAGUCUGCUCGUCCAUCAUGCUGUCCACACAGGUGAGAAACCGUACAAGUGUGACAGGUGUGGGAAGGGCUUCAGUCAGAGCUCCAAGCUGCACAUCCACCAGCGCGUCCACACGGGAGAGAAGCCGUACGAGUGUGAGGAGUGUGGCAUGAGCUUUAGUCAGCGAUCAAACCUGCACAUCCACCAGCGCGUCCACACGGGAGAGAGGCCUUACAAGUGUGGGGAGUGUGGGAAAGGCUUCAGCCAGAGCUCCAACCUUCACAUCCACCGGUGCAUCCACACGGGAGAGAAGCCAUACCAGUGCUACGAAUGUGGGAAAGGCUUCAGCCAGAGCUCAGACCUUCGAAUCCACCUCAGAGUGCACACUGGGGAAAAGCCCUACCACUGUGGCAAGUGUGGGAAGGGCUUCAGCCAGAGCUCCAAACUCCUCAUUCAUCAGAGAGUGCACACCGGAGAGAAGCCCUAUGAGUGCUACAGGUGUGGGAAGAGCUUCAGCCAGAGCUCCAACCUGCACAUCCACCAGCGGGUUCACAAGAAGGACCUUCGUUAAGUAACAAGUCCACUCAGGGGUUCCAAAUACUUUUAUUGUCAAGAUAAAGGUUUCAUGGCAGGUCAGCAGUAGAUUGUUUGCCUAGCAUGGAUAAAGCCCUGGGUUUGAGUUCCAGUACCCACCCCUCAAAACUUCCAGCUUAAUACUUUGUAUUAAGUGUGUGUGUGUUCAUGUAUAAAGGUUUACACGUGCUGUGGAGGUGUGUGCAUGCAUAUUUGCACAGGUGUAUGGAGCUCAGAGGACACCUCAGGUGCUCAGACGCUUGUCACCUUUUUGUUUGAGACUGGGGUCGGUCAUUUGUGGUAUGGAAUGUCACUGAGUAAGCUAGGCAGCGAGUUCCAUGGAUCUACCUGUCUCCACUUCUCAGCUCACCCUGGCCAGGAUUACACGUGUGUGAUACCACGCCCAUUUUUAUGUGGGUUCUGUGUCAGGUUUGCAGGACAAGAGCUUUACUGACUGAGCUAUCUCCCCAUGUCCCGGCCUAAAUACUUUUGACUCUUACCUUUGUAUUCCUCAAAAGAAAGAGAUAGUAAGGGUUAUUCAGAUGUAAUCCCUCACAGGAAAAAUAAUCAAUCCUUCACUAAAAGUAUCUGAGCUCCCAGCACAUUCCAUGUUCUACAAUGAAUGGAUGAUUCUCAUUUCCCAGAUUGGUAGAGUGCACAUUCCAAUUCUGCUGGUGUUGUUAGAAGUAUAUUCCACAAUUGUAACUCAAAGGACUUUGUAUUUUUCCAAGCACAGUAGGUUUCCUUUGUUCAUAUUCUCUGAGAAAUUGAAUUCACAUUUCCUUUCAAAU